Messenger RNA from Trypanosoma rangeli, 1020 nucleotides. RefSeq lists its product as uncharacterized. The record is from RefSeq and is a predicted model, not a curated record. NCBI's taxonomy places the organism in Eukaryota, Euglenozoa, Kinetoplastea, Trypanosomatida, Trypanosomatidae. The transcript has a single exon. The coding region runs from base 1 to 1020 and encodes 339 amino acids.
AUGCAGCACUGGACCAAAUUCUGGCGGCCGCUUGGGUCUGUGCAGCAAGCCCUUUUUUUGCAGCAGCGGUGGAUGACUUCGGAGGUUCCGACGGAGCAAGAGGUACGCAACGCUUACGCGGCCCUGGGGGUCACCGCCUCAGCCCCAUUUCAGGACGUGAAGAAGCGCUAUGUGGAGCUCGCAAAGCAGCACCACCCCGAUGUAAACGGCGGCAAUGAAAAUAACGCGGCCACACGCAUGGUGAACAUAAACAACGCCUAUGCCACGCUUACUCGCUUUCAUAAAGCGGGAGGCGCCAUGCCGAACGGUUCUCAGGCAUCGUCUAGUGGCAGCAACCAGUCGUACUACACCACGCAGGAUGAGCCGUACCAGCCCUGGCACGAAGAUCUUAACCCGCUCAUUUACGAGAUGAUGUGGGAUGAGAUGCGUCGGCAAGCUAAUAGUGACGCCUUCGCACACGCUGCUGCUGCAGGUGGUGGUCAGGAAAGCAGGCGGCGGCAGUCCCGUCGGCAUCAUGAUCGACAGCAAGGCAGUGAGACGCCACGAGAUGGACAAAAAAAGGCGUACGGAGACAACAAUCGUCGGCACCCCAAGGGUGGCAAUUCCCGAAAGACGACGAGUUGGCCUGAUGCUGACGUGCAGGCGAUGGUGAAUAUGUACCAGGAUGGAAAGAGCUUUGAGUUUAUUGCAAAUGCUCUAGGGAAGCAGACGGUUGAAGUUGUCUCGGAGUUCAACCGCUGGAGCGAAGAUAAAAAGCGGUCCUUGCGCCCAGCGCAACGGCGCUCAAGAGGGUACUAUUACGCAGAGUCCCCUGAUAUUGAUUUCACAGAAUUUGAUGAGUUUAACGACCCUUUUGGUUACGACAUUGGGGAUGACUCUGAGCACAUGGACCCGGACGACGAUUCCUUUGACGGUGAUGUCAUGCCCUUCUCUAAUGGACAUUAUAUGAACGGUUAUCGUCCAUGGCGCGGCAGUGGCAGUGGUCGCGGACGUCAUGGGUCGAGCCGCCGUCAGCGGUGA